AUGGCCGCCUCAACAAAAUGUCUUCAACUUAUUGUUGUCAUGUUCAGUCUCGUUCAAUUGCUGCUCGGUUUAUUCGUCCUCAUCAUUGGUGGAAUAGGUUCAAAUAGGUCAGAUGCAAGGGUCAAAGAGGUUUUUGGGUUCUUCGUCGUUGUCGGCUGUGUCAUCAUCGUCGUCGCGAUCUCCAGUUUUGUCGGAGCUAUCAUAAGAAAUGUCUGCCUCCUGAUCAUUUCCUGUAUAUUUAUCGUUGUCGUUUUCUUCCUCAGUAUCAUCAGUAUCAUAACCCUUUCGUUUUUUAUACCCGGACAAAUAUUGGUCUUUCAGAAUCAGCGUUUCAACGGCAACAUGCCUACGUACCUAAAAGACGUUUCCUCGAAGCAAAUCAUUGACGACUUUCAGAGGUGGUCUGUGGUGCUGGCUCCGUUUAUCAAGUCGCUGAAGUAG
Messenger RNA from Helobdella robusta, 441 nucleotides. RefSeq lists its product as hypothetical. Lineage: Eukaryota; Metazoa; Annelida; Clitellata; Rhynchobdellida; Glossiphoniidae. Gene Ontology annotation, cellular component: membrane. The record is from RefSeq and is a predicted model, not a curated record. The transcript is spliced from 4 exons. The coding region runs from base 1 to 441 and encodes 146 amino acids.